CGCGGCCCGCAGCCCGCGCCCCGCGCCCCGCGCCCCCAGCCCGCCCCCGGCCUCCUCCGGCGCUUCCUCGCCCUCCUGGCGCUGCCAUGGCGCUCAACAAUUUCCUCUUCGCGCAGUGCGUCUGCUACUUCCUGGCCUUCCUGUUCAGCUUCGUGGUGGUGGUCCCGCUGUCCGAGAACGGCCACGACUUCCGCGGCCGCUGCCUGCUCUUCACCGAGGGCAUGUGGCUGAGCGCCAACCUGACGGUGCAGGAGCGGGAGCGCUUCACCGUGCAGGAGUGGGGCCCGCCGGCCGCCUGCCGCUUCGGCCUGCUCACCAGCCUCCUGUCGCUGCUGCUCGCCGCCGCGCACGCCUGGCGCACGCUCUUUUUCCUCUGCAAAGGACACGAGGGCUCCUUCCUGUACGCCUUCCUGAACCUGCUGGUCAGUGCCUUCGUCGUCUUCCUCGUCUUCAUCGCCAGCACCAUCGUGAGCGUGGGCUUCACCAUGUGGUGCGACGCCGUCACUGAGAAGGGCACCGUGCCCCACAGCUGCGAAGAGCUGCAAGGCGUCGACUUGGAGCUAAACGUGGACAACUCUGCCUUCUACGAUCAGUUUGCGAUUGCCCAGUUUGGCCUCUGGGCCUCGUGGCUGGCCUGGCUGGCCCUCACCGUCCUGGCUUUCCUGAAAGUCUACCACAGCUGUCGGCAGGAGGACCUGCUGGACAGCCUGCUUCACGAGAAGGAGCUGCUGCUGGCCAGGCCGGCCUCCCGGACCUCCUUCCAGGAGGAGAAGAGUGCCGUCAUCUAAUGUCCUCGGGCGGCCCCCAGGUGCCCCCAGCUGCCUGGGGGCACACGGCUUGUCCUGGGGGCGUGGCAGGGGCUCUGCCUGGGCCCCCACCCAGGCCGCAGAGCCUUGCGUGUCUGUCCUGUGUGUAGCCAGCACCUCGACCUCCGCGGUGAGCCCGGCCGCCUGCUGACCUGGUGGGGGCAGCACAGGGGCUGGGCAGCGAGGGCCUCUUCCAGCCUUCCUGCACUUGCCUGAUGGGACCUGGCUGGAGGGCGUCCAGCCUCGCAGACCCCUCUGGCCAUCGGGCUUGCGGUGGUCCACACCGCCCCUGCCCAGGUGUCAUUCUGUGUGUGACUCCAUGGCAGCAGCCCGUGUCCCUGACGGACCCCAGCAGCCCACGAUGGUCACACGUCACUCUUGUUACUUGCUCCUGAGUGGUGUGUGGGCCAAGAACCCCGAGACGGACAGCAGGGGCUCACAUGCGUUGCCCGCCUUCUGGCCCCGGAGGUGGCCCCCCCAGGGCUGCGUCCCCUCUGCUCCCACUCCAGGGCCCCAAGGUUGCCAGGCCUGGUCUCCACAUUGAAACUGCAGUGGCAGUGGUGUCGGCCUGGACUCAGGAGGUGGCUGCGUGGGUGUCCUGGGGAGCGGCUGCAGUGCCCGGUGGUUCCCUCUGUUCUCUGCCGCAGGACUUGCCCGGGGGAGCCCUGUGUAGCCUGACUCCUAGCGGCCCCUGUGCCGUGUUUGUCUCACAGUGUGUGGGCUGGGCCUGCGCUUGGCAGGGACGGAUGGGGCCAGGUGCCACUGCAGGUGUCAGUAUGUACACAUGAGGGUGUGCGUGUGCGAUACUAGUGCACAUGCAGUGAAGGCGUGUGUGCACACGUGAGGCUGCACGGGAAGGGGGGUGUGGGGACGUGUGCAGAGGAGUGUGUGAGAGCACAUGCGUGUAUACGUGCGUGUGGACAUGCCCAGACACGGCUCAUGAGUGUGCUCGUGAGCAUGUGUGUGCACGUGUCUGUGCACGUGUGAGCACAUGUACACGAGCACGCGUGUGCAGAAAUGUACCCGGGCAUGCAUAUGCACAAGCACACAGCACGUGCAUACACAGGUGUGCAUACGAACGUGUGUGCACAGGAAGGUGUGGGCCGUGUCCAGAGCAGGUGAGCACACACGCUGCCCUGCACAGCCCCUCGGGCCGCAUCUUGUGGGGUGCCCCGUGCCCCCACCACCCAGGGCAGGGGGCUGCCUUUCCUUCUGAGGCCCCAAUGCCCAGAGGGCACAAUCCUGCCCACACCACACAGUGGCAGGUGGGGGAGCAGGGGCAUCCAGGAGCCAGGAGCUCAGUGAUGAGCAGCCAGGGGGUCCUGCUUGGCCAUGGACCCCCUCUUCCAAGGGCUUCCUGGCUUCCCCACCUGCACUCAGUCCUCCGUGUCCUAUCCAGGAGUGGGGUACCAGGUGUAAGAGUACCUGCACCCCACCCCAGGGCUCUCUAAGCAAUUUUAACUUCCUGGGCUGGCCCCGCAGCUGCUCCCCACCCUCCAGGGGGAGGAAGACCCCGGCUCCUCACAUCUGUGGCUCUCACCGCCAGUGAGUGCUUUGGUCUCCCUAGUGGGGGCAUGGGGCCUCCAGAGGCCUGGACAGUGGUGCUGGGUGGAGUGGGCAGCCUGGGCCGGGGAAGUGACGUGGCAGGUCACUUGUGGUACUGCUUGGCUGGCGCCUCUUUGGGGGAGGUUGGUGCCAGGUGACUGAGGGUCCCGGCUUGGCAGAGGCGCUCUGCCCCCAGGGCCUGGCCCAGAGUUCCAGGCAGAGCAGUGGGUCUCUUGGGCGUGGUGUUUAACAGAACCUGAGGUCCCCAAGCAGAUCUGGUCACCCGGGCCCUGCCUGCCAGCCCCUGAAGGCCCCUCGUCUGUUCCCAGCAGAGGGUGGAAAGGCUCUGCUUCACCUCCCAUUCAGGCAGCAGCCAGCCAGGCCCAGAAGGAGGGGCAGGGGUAGAACGUGGGCUUCUGGAGCCUAAGGGUCUGCAGAAGCUUUGGGUCCGCACUGGUGCAUCUCCCAGAGCUGGUCUGGGGCGGGUUAGCAGAGAGCUGCGUCCACUUUCCUGCAUGUGUCACUCGCAGAAUGGGCUUUUGCUGACACUUGGGCCUGUCUCAGGCUGGCUGCACGGGCAGCCCCAGACGUCCACACCCUGGGGGCUUCCAGGAAGGGAAGAGGGUGUCAGGACAGGAACUGUGUGCCUUUGCAGAGGGCAGGGGUUCCCCUCUAGGACUGGACGGGAGGGGCAGGUGGCAGGCACACCCAGGGUUCCGGACAAGCGUCCACCCCAUUGGCUUAUCCCCUGCUGUUUGGUAACGGACAUCCUCGUUUUAAUUCUACUUCUGGCUAAACUGAAAGUAAACUUAAGUGUAUCUAUUUCUCAAAGUCAAAAUAAACAUGGAAAUACCGGCCCCUGUAA
Molecule: messenger RNA, 3216 nt
Organism: Rhinolophus ferrumequinum (greater horseshoe bat)
Lineage: Eukaryota; Metazoa; Chordata; Mammalia; Chiroptera; Rhinolophidae
Gene: TMEM179
Product: transmembrane protein 179
Exons: 4
Coding region: 87-788 (233 amino acids)
Source: RefSeq, a predicted model, not a curated record